Molecule: messenger RNA, 525 nt
Organism: Suillus subalutaceus
Lineage: Eukaryota; Fungi; Basidiomycota; Agaricomycetes; Boletales; Suillaceae
Exons: 3
Coding region: 166-384 (72 amino acids)
Source: RefSeq, a predicted model, not a curated record
AGUACCAGUGAGAUAGGCUCCAGGCUGUCAACUUAAUGGUGAUCACAAUUAUCGUGGGCUGGGAGGAUAAUAACCGCGCUAGCUGCGCACAAAGCCGUUUUCUCUGUACAUUCAAUUAUCAUCAGUUUCAAGCCAAAAACCACUUCGAGGCUCUGGAUAAGAUUCAUGCUGCCAACAUGUCACAUAGUUGCUGGAGCUGCGCUGCUGGUGGGUGUUCAUCGGGCGUGUUCAUCAGGCGUAUACUAUAUGCAUAGUAGUCAUUUCGUUUCGCCCACAAGGCAUUCAAUUAUUGUAUCAAUUCGAAGCCGAGGUGAUAAUUCAGAUUCAGAUUCAUUAAAUGCCUUUUCAGCUGAUUUCGAUGUACUACUACAUAGGUCUCAUUGACUCGGGGAAGAUCGUGGAGAUGGCAUAUGUGCGAUGCUUGUUCGUGAUGGCUCGUUAUCUCCCAUUCCACCGACGUCCCAAACGACAUAUACUAUCAGUCCAUAUGUAGACUCAUCCCCUGCAAGUACACCCAGACUGAGA